AUGAAAUGUCGUUCUACGUUGUGCCCUGAUUUAGGGGAAAAGAAGUUAAGGAAGAGGUUAGAUGCUGCGUCAAAGAUGAAUGUGGUCAAAAUCAAUGAUGUCGAGUAUAAUGUUCUGGAUGUAUGUCAGCACUUGAAAUUGAACCCCUACUCCUUUGCCUCUUCUUAUUAUACACGAGCUACAUGGGAAGCUGCAUAUGCUGAAUCUAUUUAUCCUGUACCACCUGAAGGCACAUGGGUUAUUCCCGAAAAUUUGAAGAAGGUCAAAAUCCGCCCUCCUCUUUCUAAGGUUAUGCCGGGUCGUCGCAAAACGCAAAGAAUAGCUUCUAAAGGAGAGGAGUCCCGUAAAAAAAAAUGCUCAAGGUGUGGUGUGAAGGGCCACUACCGAAAUACAUGCAAACAAUCUGUCCCUCUCACCAACAAGCAGCACGUUGUGUAG
Prunus armeniaca (apricot) is the source of this 438-nucleotide messenger RNA. The record is from the annotation of a GenBank genome assembly. Lineage: Eukaryota; Viridiplantae; Streptophyta; Magnoliopsida; Rosales; Rosaceae.